AUGCAGCUCUCGCACCUCUUCGCCACGGCGUUCCUUUUCGGCCUCACCGUGGCCAUCCCGAUUGCGGCCCCGCAGCACGAUCACGGAACCGCUACUAGUACUACGGCUCCGAUGAUUCCUCCAACCACUUCGGGCACCCCGGCUACUCCUGACACUCCUCCGGCGACUUUACCGCCGGCUAUCUCUGGUGCUGCUGGUAGCACUGGUGGGCUUGGUGGCCUCGGCGGACUGGGUGGAGGGAACAGCGGCUUGGGCGGGCUGAGCGGCCUCGGCGGAGGGAAUGGAGGAACCGGUGGCCUGGGCGGACUGAGUGGCCUCGGCAGUGGUAGUGGAGGAACCGGGGGUCUGGGCGGCCUAAGUGGCCUCGGCGGAAGUACUGGAAGCGGCGGCCUCGGUGGGCUGAGUGGUCUCAGCAGUGGUAGUGGAGGGACCGGAGGUUUAGGCGGCUUGAGCGGCGUCGGGGGAGGAAGUGGAGGAACUGGCGGCCUGGGCGGGCUGAGCGGUCUCGGCGGAAGUAGUGGAAGCGGUGGCCUCGGCGGGCUGAGUGGGCAGAGUGGUCUCGGCGGAGGUAGCGGAGGAAGCAGCGGGCUGAGCGGCCUGCUUGCGGGCCUUGGCGGUGGAUCGAGGACCGAGGAGAAAAAGUAAUGAAAUCAAAUCGUCUGUCAGGAAUAUUUUGUUGUUCUUAUUGGGUCUUUGGUUGUUGGUUUGAUACCCGCAACCUGUACAGUAGCUUUCGAAAGUUCCAUGAAUGAAAUCACCAAGAAUGGAAGGCCCGUGAAUUGUGGUCGUGCG
Molecule: messenger RNA, 792 nt
Organism: Tricharina praecox
Lineage: Eukaryota; Fungi; Ascomycota; Pezizomycetes; Pezizales; Pyronemataceae
Exons: 2
Coding region: 1-645 (214 amino acids)
Source: RefSeq, a predicted model, not a curated record